Molecule: messenger RNA, 3187 nt
Organism: Diaporthe batatas
Lineage: Eukaryota; Fungi; Ascomycota; Sordariomycetes; Diaporthales; Diaporthaceae
Product: translation initiation factor eIF5
Exons: 2
Coding region: 1160-2458 (432 amino acids)
Biological process (GO): translational initiation; formation of cytoplasmic translation initiation complex; formation of translation preinitiation complex
Cellular component (GO): cytosol
Molecular function (GO): eukaryotic initiation factor eIF2 binding; translation initiation factor activity; GDP-dissociation inhibitor activity
Source: RefSeq, a predicted model, not a curated record
ACCAGCCAGGGCCAAAUUGGCCCAGCCAGGCUGGCCCGUCUAGGAGCGACCGUUCCGUUCCUUCUCGAACGGUACGUCUCAGGUGACGGCUAUUCUAGUAGCAAGUCACGGCGGGGCGGGCAGCGGCACUGUGAGUGACUUUGGAGGGGUGGCCUCGCCCGUAGUGGCCGCCUGCCGCCUGCCCGCCUGACUAAGUCGGCUGCGGGCGUGGGUGGCACGGUGGGUCCACAGUACCACAGCCUGCCCGUCUGGCCUGCUGGCCCGUUUUGUUCUCUCUUUUUUCAAAGAGUCUCCAAUUUUCUGCCUGGGAACAAAAACGUGCCUCCUCUUCCCUCCUCUUCCCCUCGCACACACCACUCGACUUCUCAACUCAUCAUCCAUCGCACUCCCACACCUGCGCUGGUAGUUUUCCCAUCAACCGCCACGACAGCCCGCAUCUGCGUCGGAUUGAUUCAUCGAGGCAUUCCCACCCCCAUCACUGCCGCACAGCUCCGUCUCGGCCCCCUCGCCUGAACCCAAGCCAGCCCCGCCACUCCCGAAGCCUGCUCCCUACGAGUACGGUCAUUCCUCCUCGCAGCCACAGCCCGAGUCAUCGUCGGUCCUGCUCCGCUCUCCCUUGGCUCUUCACCGACUGUCAACAGUGACAAGUCACUCAUCGACGCUGCAAACUCAUCCCCUCUGGAGGAGUCGUCGAGAAACCCCCCUCAACACCCCACGUCUCAGGAACAAGACACAGAAGCUGUUUAUGUAUCAGCACGACAAAAUUCCCGUCCACCGACACUCCGACCCUCCCCUCAAGCUACAGCUCUUUCGCAACCCGCGGAAGCCUUGUAGCCCCAAUCCCAGCCCCGACGGUUGAGCAGAAUAGACAACAAGCGCCCGACGCAUUCAUGUUCAUGCCUACCUACCAGCCUAACAUACAGGUCUGUCCUAUGUUGAAGCAAAGCCCCGUCUACCAUUAACGCCUUGGCUCGCUCUGCCCGCCAUCUCUUCGUCUCCUACUCGCCUCCCCAGCGCAGGAUUCAUGUCACCUCAGUCUAUACAAGUCCAAUAACUUGGUUCACUUGCCGCUCCCACCGCCUCGAUCUAAAAAUCACCUCUCGUCUAUCCCUAGAAAGCCAAAGUUCUACCGUACAGUCGUCAGACUCUAUCCGCAACCAUGGCUCCCCUUCUCAACGUUCGCCGCGAUGUCAGCGACCCCUUCUAUCGCUACAAGAUGGAGCGCCUUCAGACAAAGGUCGAGGGCAAGGGCAACGGUAUCAAGACCGUCAUCGUCAACCUGAGCAGCGUUGCUCAGUCCCUCGCCCGCCCCGGCUCCUACCUGAUCAAGUACUUCGGCUUCGAGCUUGGCGCCCAGACCAACAUCGAUCCUAAGGAUGACCGUUGGAUCAUCAACGGUGCCCAUGAGUCUCCCAAGCUCCAGGACCUCCUUGAUGGCUUCAUCAAGAGGUUCGUCCUGUGCCACAAGUGCAAGAACCCAGAGACCGUCGUCAACAUCAAGGAUGGCCACAUCAUCCUUGACUGCAAGGCCUGCGGCCAGCGCUCUGACGUUGACCUGCGCCACAAGCUCAGCGGUUUCAUCCUGAAGAACACGCCCAAGAAGGGCAAGAAGGACAAGGCCGAGCGAAAGGCUGCCCGCAAGGCCAAGCAGAACGGCCAGGCCAACGGCAACGGAAGCGGCAGUGGCGACGAUGACAACUCCAACCACUCCGGCGAGAAGGAGAACUUUGAGGACAGCGGUGAUGCCAACGGCGAGAUCGCUAGCGACGAUGACGCCUUUACCCGCAAGAUCAAGACUGAGGCUCAGGAGAUCGAGAAGGUCGAGGUCAAGGAAGACGAAUGGGCGGUCGACAUGAGCGAGGAGGCCGUCAAGGCCCGACAGCAGAACCUUCCUGGCGAGUUCAAGCAGAAGCUCGUCCUCAACGGCGAGGACGAGGACGAGGAGGGCGAGGGCGGUGGCAACACCGUCUACGACCAGCUCGGCGACUGGAUCCAGGAGCAGGCCACCGAGAAGGGCGAUGUUGACAAGGUUGAAGACCUGAGCAUCUACGUCAAGGCCAAGGAGCUCGGCAUUGAGAGCAAGCAUCGGACCGUCCAGGUGCUGGUCAUGACCUUGUUCGAUGACCGCAUCCUUGCCCAGAUCCCCAAGCGUGCUAGCAUGCUGCACAACAUCAUCGGUGAAUCCGAGCGUCACCAGAAGGCUCUCCUGGGCGGCACCGAGCGCCUCAUCGGUGAGCGUAUCGCCGGUCAACCCGAGUUCAUCGACAAGAUUGUCAAGAUUCUUGGCCUGUACUACCAGCAUGACCUCGCCUCUGAGGAAGUCAUCACCAAGUGGGGUGGCAAGGCCAGCAAGAAAUACGUCGACGUGGCCACUUCUCGUAAGAUCCGCAAAGCCUCGGAGCCCUUCCUCAAGUGGCUCGAGGAGGCUGAGGAGGAGGACUCCGACUCCGACGAGUAAGGCCUCAUCUGCCUGUCUUGUUUCCUUUCGGCUGGGCGGGAUGAAUUGAUCAUCGGUCCUGCGAGGCACUCUUCACAGUGUUUAUGCAUUCUGGUUACAUUGGAAUAGUUCAGUUGCCACCAAACAGAUUGACACCCAACGUGGCUUAUCAUUUUCGUUUCGUUCGCGGGGAACGGUUUCCGUGGGCUACACAAAAUUUCAUGCUGAAUCUGGCAUUAUUAGGUAGUUUUGCGAAAUAUUAACUCGCCACUCUGAAAAGUCUUGUUCAUACUCUGGUCACUCCGACUGCCUGCCUGCAAGUGACCUGACCUUAGUCACAGAGACCGUUGAAGGCCAGGCCACAAGCCAAUGGGCCCGCCACGUGUGUGUGCCGUUGACGGAGCCGUGGUCGGCCUACUUGCUAGCUUGGAGGUACGGCCCGACGAAUGGAUACAGGAGGCCAAAGAGCCGGUGUCGAAAUUUGUCCCACAGGACUGGACUGGACUGGACUGCUUGAAUGGAUAGAUUGGCCAAUAGGAACCACGACUUCUAGUUGGAUCGGGAAAGAAGAAUUCUCUAAUCAAACUCCGUAGUGCCUACCUAGCUGAAAGAUAUGCAAGCUAGCUAGCCACGCGGCUCUGCUUGUCAAUCUCGGCUGGAAAACUUCCAACUAGUAACGGUCCAUGGUUCCUAAUUGGUGUUCUUCUCAUGGGCGCAACUUGAUACGGAUCAGUCACAUCCUUGCGAUCG